This is a messenger RNA of Caenorhabditis briggsae, 642 nucleotides long. Lineage: Eukaryota; Metazoa; Nematoda; Chromadorea; Rhabditida; Rhabditidae. The record is from RefSeq and is a predicted model, not a curated record. Bases 1 to 642 code for a protein of 213 amino acids. The transcript has 3 exons.
AUGUCCGAACUUUGUGAUUCUCUUUCGGUUGUGUUCACGGAUUCACCGAAAAUCGAGGAUCACCUAUUCGCCAAAGCGAUUCGAUGGGCUGACCAAAAUCCAGAAGAUGUAGUUUUUUGGGCAAGGAGACAGGCGUUGGAAAGAAUCCCAGAUGUAGACGUUGACUGGUCAUCAAAGAUCCGUGCUCUACGAAGAAUUCGCUUCGGAUAUAACCGCAAAAAUCUGAUACUCGGAUGCAUUAACGAAGCCAUCAAGUCAAGUAUGGAUUCUGAAAUUGCUGCGAUUUUUUGCUCGUUGAGUAUUCCGAAGACGUGCUCAGAAAUGGGAUCUCUUCUAGCCGCGCUUGCAUCUUUUUGUAAUGGAAAUGAUGGAAGAGCGGUGGUAGUGAUUGAUUUGAAAGAAGAUAAUGAUAUUGAUGAAGGAGAAGAAGAAGAGGCAGAAGAAACUGAUCAUUUUGAAAAUUCCGAUUUUCUGGCAGAAGAAGAACAAAAGGCGGGAGAAGUAUUUAAGGAGGAGAAAGUUGAAGAUAAGAAAUCAGAAAAAGAUAAAAAAGAAUUUCUGAAGAAGCUGAAAAUCGUUUCCAGAAUGUACACAAACAAUGUGCUGAAUUUCAAUGAAGAUGAAUUUUCAAAAUGUGCCUAA